Molecule: messenger RNA, 1291 nt
Organism: Exaiptasia diaphana
Lineage: Eukaryota; Metazoa; Cnidaria; Anthozoa; Actiniaria; Aiptasiidae
Product: coiled-coil domain-containing protein 113
Exons: 11
Coding region: 13-1167 (384 amino acids)
Biological process (GO): cilium assembly
Cellular component (GO): ciliary basal body; axoneme
Source: RefSeq, a predicted model, not a curated record
UACAAGAAAAACAUGGCGGCCUCUGAUGUAGAAGUGAGUAGUUCUCUCGAUCAAGAGGAAGAUCCGUUGACAGAAUUACCCGACGAAGACCUUUAUAAUUUAGUUCAAGAGACAAUACAUGCGAAUGAAGUACUUAGAAAUGAAACUUCGAUGUUUGAAAAGUUCCUUAAAAGAGUUGACCCAAAGGACAUAGGAAUUCAGCCUGCAGCCCCAUCUGUUGUGCAACAAACCAUAGAAACGUCUCAUCGAGGUUUGAAAAAGCGAUCAAGAUCUAGAGGUCCAUCACUCGAUAGACACCUGAAGUUAACCGCAGAACAAAAAUGUGACAUAGCACAAAGAGAACUGGAGGAACUCAGAGAUGAUAUCCAGAAGUUGAAGGAUGAGUCAGAGAAAAUCCUAGACAAUUACAAAGCAAUAAUGGAAGAGGCAGAAAUUAGGAAUGCAGAAAUGAAAAAAGCAUCGUAUGAGUUUGAAAGGGAUAUUAUGAAAGGUGCUGUAAAUCAGAGAACUAACAAAGUUAUUGCCGAGAGAGUUACAAGAUAUUUUGAAGAUAAACUCAGAUCUCGUGACACUCUUAUUGAAAAACUCCGACUAAAAAACUCAACAUUGAAAGUCCAGAAACGCAAACUUCACAUGCAAUUAAAACAGAAAGAAGAAAUGGGCGAAGUCCUACAUGAGGUGGACUUUAAUCAACUAAAAAUUGAAAACCAGCAAUAUCUAGAGAAAAUUGAUGAAAAGAAUCAAGACCUUUUGAGACUGAAACUCAUGACAACAAAUGUACAACAAAUUUUAAAUACAUAUAAGAAAAAACUACAUACCUUGACAAUGGAAUCUGAUCAACUCAAGACAGAGAUCACUCAAAGAAAUGAUUUACUGUGUAGAAUUGAAACUGAAAAUCAAAUGGUUGAUAAGGAUAGAAAAGCGGCUGAUAAAUUAAAUACAAGGUUAAAGCAACAGCUUGCAGAUUAUAAAGUUCCCGAAGUGAUGGAAUAUGUCGAAGAGAGAGCAAAACUUUACGAACUGAAUAAAGUAGUUAAAAUGUGGGAAAGAAAAGUGGAAAUUGCCAGGAUGGCACUACAGACAAACAAGAAGACAUGGAACAAGCUAAGAAUUGCAGCCACUGAUGAUGACCAAACAAACUGGAUGGUGGCCCAAGAGAUAGCUUAGUUACUGUAUUGCAUGUGAUUGUAUUAUAAAGACAAAUAGCAAUAAAUUGUAAAUACUAGACUCUGAUAUAGAAUGUGAACUAUCAAUAAAUAUACUUUUGGGUGUAUUAAACUUUAUUUUCUAC